Molecule: messenger RNA, 1824 nt
Organism: Notechis scutatus (mainland tiger snake)
Lineage: Eukaryota; Metazoa; Chordata; Lepidosauria; Squamata; Elapidae
Source: RefSeq, a predicted model, not a curated record
CAAUGGAAACUGUCCCAGGUUCUUCUGUUGAACAGCAAGGCUCUGACAUUGACUCUGACACAGAGAGCAAAAUAGAUCCAGAUACCCAAGCCCUGGAGUAUGUGGAGCGUGUUCUUGGAACUUCAAAUCAGUCCAGGCAAGCAACCCAGUGUCUGCCUCCAGAGUCUCUCUCAGUAGGUGGUGGUAGAGUCCGAACAUCAGACCUCAAAUCACCUCUAGAACUGAAAAAAUCUAUUGUUGAAGAAACUGCUUCAGGGCUGUUAUCUCUUCCUCUAGAGUUGAUUUUAGAAAUCUGUUCCUACCUGCAAGCCAGGUUUGUUUUGCAUGUCCUUCCUUUAGUCUGCAAGACACUGAGGGACAUUGUUCAAGAUGAAGUCACUUGGAGAAUUCGACUUUUAAAAAGAAUUGGCAAUUGCUAUCCAGUUGUAGAAGGUAGUGAUUUUAAUUGGCCAACAGCUUGCAUUGAACUAGAAGAACACCUCCAACAAUGGGCAGAUAGUGGCAAAAACACAGAGUAUUUUUCCCUUACUGAAGGGCACUUUGCUUCUGUUGAUUCUGUAUUGCUCCUUCAGGGUGGGGAGUUGUGCAUUUCUGGCUCUCGAGACCGAAAUGUCAACUUGUGGGAUCUAAAGCAGCUGGGCAAAGCACCAGAAAAAGUUCUAGUGAAAGCACUGGGGACGGAGCGCAAUGGAACACACAAGGGGUGGGUUUGGUCUCUGGCUUCACAUGAUAACCGUGUAUGUUCAGGCUCCUGGGACAGCACAGUGAAGUUAUGGGAUAUAGCUGCUGACGGAAAACAAUUUGGAGAAAUCAGUGAGAAAGCAGCUGUAUUGUGCCUUUCUUAUUUGCCUGACAUUCUGGUCACAGGAACAUAUGACAAGAAAGUGUCAGUCUAUGAUCCACGAGCUGCUUGUGCCCCAGUGAUGAGCCGCAGGCUUCACUCCAAUGCAGUCCUAUCCCUUGCAGCUGACGAACACUUCAUUAUCUCUGGCAGUGAGGAUCGAACGCUGGUCUGUUUUGACAGGAGGACCAAUAGUGUGCUUCAAAGGCUUCAGCUGGACACAUACCUAUUUUCCAUGUCAUACCAGGGUUCUCAACUAUGGGCUGGAGACAAUCAUGGAAUGCUGUAUGUCUUUGAGAACAAUGGAGGGCAUUUCCAGCACAUUCGGUAUUUUGAUGUAGGUCAUCGCUCUCAGAUCACUGGAGUCCAACACUCAUUGGGUGCACUGUAUACAACUUCCACUGACAAGACACUCCGUAUCCAUGUUCCUACAGAUCCACCAAAGGUCAUCUGCUCACAGACCCACAGCUAUGUGCUAAAUGGGAUCUGUGCUAAAGGAAAUAUGGCAGUAGCUGCCUCAGGUGGUUUAUCCUUGGAGGUUUGGAAAUUCAGUAUUUGAUGAUAAGCCACAUAGUGAUCCAUGCUCUCACGUUCAGGAUCAUCAAGUACAGUGGAUUACUUCCUUGUAGGUUCCAGAUUUCUGGUGUCUGAUGAAUUGUUGUUGUUGUUGUUGUUUAAUACGUUCUUUGGGACUGAAUAAUCAAAUGUUGAAACCUCAGCCUUGCUUGUCCCAGUAGGGGUAACACAGAGGCUUGAAUGGAGGCUAUCUGAUUCACUUGAACCUUAACCUCGUCCUUUCUUGCUGGCCAUCUCUCUCAUUUCACUUUGUGUGGUUGAAACACAUAUUUGUGUGUACUCUUUCCAUCAUCUGGCCCCUUCGAAGUCUGUCCCAUUCAACAUAUAGGAGCAGUAUCUUCUCUAUGGCUUGAUGGCCAAGAACUUAUUGGCUUACAAGGUAAAUAAGCACAGGUCUAAGCAUGAAA